AUGCCUUUGACAUGUAUGUACCCCCGCCCCAAGCCCUUUGACAGUGUGAAUGACGAUCCCUUUUUUCGUAUAACAGUCUGCCCUAACUGCAGCAAUGCGCUUACGAUUUCUCGCGCUGAUGCCACACCGAAAUAUCCAAUCGGAGUUAAUCGAUUCGAAUGCCGCGCUUGCCCAUACCAGUACGUGCUAGAACAAGCCUGGUUCGAGAAAACACCCAUGAAGCAAAAGGAAGUGGAGGCGGUAUUUGGAGGAAAAACCGAAUUCGAGAACGCGGACAGCAUGGCCACACAAUGCCCCGCGGAAGGCUGCAAUGGCGACCGUGCGUACUUCUUCCAACUGCAGAUUCGAAGUGCAGACGAGCCGAUGACUACAUUCUUGAAGUGUACGACGUGCGGUGCUCGGUGGAGAGAAAACUGA
This is a messenger RNA of Aspergillus calidoustus, 417 nucleotides long. NCBI's taxonomy places the organism in Eukaryota, Fungi, Ascomycota, Eurotiomycetes, Eurotiales, Aspergillaceae. The record is from the annotation of a GenBank genome assembly.